Molecule: messenger RNA, 4029 nt
Organism: Ornithodoros turicata
Lineage: Eukaryota; Metazoa; Arthropoda; Arachnida; Ixodida; Argasidae
Product: hyaluronan mediated motility receptor-like
Exons: 8
Coding region: 142-3780 (1212 amino acids)
Molecular function (GO): hyaluronic acid binding
Source: RefSeq, a predicted model, not a curated record
UCAGAAGCCGUUCUUUUCAAAAAUUUUCUGUUGGCGUGUUGAUGGUAUUGAAGUCAACAGGCUUGUGAGGCGAGCUGUGGUUUGAGCCCAGGGCUUUGUCAAGCCUCUAAAGCCAAAGUCGAAUUUGUAUGCAGUCCGAAAAUGUCGUUCCCACGUGCAAAAAUUACACGCUUUAAUGACGUUCAAAACAUCACACCUGCUGUUGGUAGCUACAACCCGCAGCUACAAGUGCACACUCCAUCAACGAAGUUCGGCUUGCCUGCCAGAUCACGGAGCGCUUUGUCUACACCCUCAUCUUCGGUGUCUUCGACACCUGACUGUUCCUUCAAGAUCCCACAUACACCGGGAAGUCGUGCAGAAAGAAACGUAAAGCUAAAGCUAGAUCUCCAAUCCAGCACUGAAAACUUGUCUGAAAUGCAGUCUGCAUUCGAACGUGAACUUGCAGGGGCAUCAGAACUUCCUUGCAUUAACUGCAGCAAAUUUCAAGAUGACUUGGAGCAAGCGAUAAUCAGCAGAGUUGACUUGGAACAAAAAUUAAAAAUGAUGGAAGAGUCUGUACUAGAGGUUACACAACAAAGAAGCGAUCUAGAACAGUUAGCUGUUGAUGUAAAACAGCAAGCUGAAGUCUUAAAAUCAGCACUAGCUGAAAGAGAGAGUGAAAAAUGUGAGUUAGCAGGAAGGCUGGCGGAUGUGAUGCGUGAGAGAGACUAUUUGCUUUCCAAAUGUGACAAAUUUGAGCAAGUUUCUAAAGCAGCGACUAAGUUGGAAAGUGUCAAUGAAGAGCUGACAUGCAAGCUUGAAAGUAUUCAGCACAAUAUGAAUGAAGUUACCCAAGAGAAAAACGGUCUGGCAUUGAUGUUAGAGGAACUCGAAGUAGAAAAGGCAGUUCUGAAAGAGAAUUUGGACAAAUCAGAAGCGCUGAUUGCAUCUUUAACUCAGAAAAAUAGCCAACAGACUUUCGAGCUAAAAAGUGAAAUAACAAAAAACAAGCACCUGGAUGAAUGCUUGAUUGAAGAGCACAAGAAAGUUGCCUUGCUGCAAUCACAGCUGGAAACUGGGGCUUCAGAGGUUGCUUUGCUGAUAUCAGAUCAAAAGGAGUUGAAGGAAAAGCUCACUUAUGUUGAAGAAGACAGAAAUUUGCACUCCAUGGAAAGCACCAAGUUAUCUUCACAGGUUGCAGAACUUUUGAGUGAAAAGCAACACUUGGAUCGGAAGCUGCAUGAUGCAGAAGAGAUCAGCGUUUUGCUGCAAGCAGAAAUUAACAAAGUUUCUGCUGAGCUCAAAGCUGAACUAUCUAAUAAGAAUGAGAUGGAACAAACACUGGCCUCUCUUAAGCUUGAAGCUAAUGAACUCCAUAAUAUGGUACAUCAGGGUGAAACGUCAGUCACAGAACUGGAGGCUUGCAAAAAAGAUCUUGAACAGAAACUUGUUGCAGCAGACAAGCAGUUAGCAGAGGCAUUCAAAGAUCUAAGUGAACUUUCUGCAAAUUUUGAGACAAUGAAGAAUGACAACGAAAGUUUGAGCAGAAAGCUGAGGGCAGCAGAGUUAAAUGCUGCAUCUUUCUCUUCAGUAAACAGUGAACUGCUUGCAAAACUUAAUGACGCAAAGGAAAAGUCUGAUGAACUACAAGAAUGUUUGGCUCAAAAGGACGCAGAGAUCACUGAAAUGAGCUUGGAACUGAUAUCGGAGAUCGACAGAAUGAAAACUUUCCAAAGGGAGCUUGAACAACAGCUGCUGUCUGCUGAAGAUUCCAGGAAUGUGUUGUGUAAGGACGUGGAAGAGCUUAUGGGUGAAGUAGAAGUACUCACAGAUGAAAAAAGCCUUCUGAGCACAAAGGUUUCCGAUGCUUGCAUAGAGAUUGCCUCUAUGAAGGAAGAUGUGGGCAAACUCCAUUCUAACCUCGAAGAUGCAGAAAAAAGGGCUUCUGACUCAGAAGUAGCAAGAAGGAAUCUUGAAGAACAGCUAAUAGAGAGGACAACAAGAAUACGAGAACUAGAUGAUCGACAGAGUCAGCUUUCCGGGACCAUUGCUAUGCUCGAGAGAGAAGCUGCCCUUCACUGCGAGAAGCUACAAGAAAAUGAAAAGGGCUUGGUUACAUUGUCAGAAAAGAACCGCCUGCUUCUUGAUGACCUAAAAGCUGAACAGGCGCUGAGUGCAGCUUACAAGGAAUCUGUAGUAAAACAAUGUAACAAAGCCCUACAACUGCAGUCAGAGUUGGCAAGUGUCACUGCAACUGCAGCGUACGAACGGAAGAACCUGAAAAGAAGUGUAGAUGAAGCCAUCAAGACUGUAGAAGAACUCCGCCUUGCAAACAGCAAACUUGUCAACAACGAAAAGUCCCUUCUGGACGACAAGCAACAAGUGGUGAGGCAGCUUCAGGAAGCCCUAGCAGAGUCAGCCAAUUUGCAAAUGCAACUAAAUGAGGCAUGUGAGAUACUCAACAUUGAAAAAGCAGAGAGAAAUAAACUUGAAGUGGAGAUGGGCCGUCUCAAAGAGAGCACAGCUAAACUGCAAAUGAUGCUACAAGAGACUUGUGCCAACUUAACUGGCUCAGAAAUGCAGCUGGCACAACUGCAAGGAAAGAUGGAGAGUGCAGAAAGUAUGAUAGCUCUCCUGCGGCAGGAGAAAGAGUGUACUUCGGAACAGCUCAAGGUUGCUCAGCAUGAAACAGCCACAGCAGCUCAGAAAUUGAAAGAGUUAGAGCAAAACAUAAUUGCUUUGAUGUCAGAAAAGGACCUUCUGACUUCCAAACUUGAUUCUGAACAAGAAGAGUGCAAUACUUUGAAAGCAUUGCUACUUGAGAAAGACUCAAAAACAUUGGAACUCGAAUCACAGUUGUCACACUUUUCUGUUGAAGCAGCUGCCAAAGAACAGUUAUGCAAUGCAAUGAAACAAAAGAUUGAAUGUUUGGCCGCCACCAAUGAAGAGCUGAAACGUGACAACAACAAAACUGCAGGUCAGGUUGUUACACUGCAGGUAGAGCUACAAAAUGCAAAUGCCUGCGCUCAAGUCGAAAAAACAAAAAGGACAGAACUCGAAGCAAAUCUGAAGGAGUCGCAAGCCCGUGGUGCCGUACUUGAGUCCCAUCUACAAGAUAUUGCAAACAAAGCCAAUGCCUUGCAUGCAUGCAAAGUGAAUCUGUCUGAGCAGGUUGCAUGUCUUCAGCAGCAACUAGUGCAUGCUAAGGAGGACUGCAAUAACAUGCAUCUUGAAGUAAGGGAACUGAAACAGUCUCUCGAGCAGCUGUCCUCUAGCAAUGUGGAAAAUGAGCGUCAUGUCAAGAAAUACACAACAGUGUGCCAGCAUCUCGACAAAGAAAAUCGCCAUCUGUCUGACGAGCUCAAGAAGCUUAAGGAGGUCAAGGAAGAGUGCAUUUCAGAUAUGAAGCUCAGGCUAAGGAAGGCAGAAGCUGAUGGGGAGAAGUGGCAGAAGGCAUACGAGUUACUCAUGGCGAAAGUGGGUCCCUUUGAGGAACAACUCAACAUGUAUCAGCUGGAAAAACAAGCACUUGAAGAACAGAAUGAAGCAACGACAUCCCAACUCUCUGAGGUCUGCAGCAAGUAUGCAAAGCUUCUGGGCCAUCAAAACCAUCGCCAAAAGAUCCAUUAUGUUGAUAAACUGGCUCAGCAAAAUUUGCAAAUGAAGCAGGAAUUGUUCAAGCUCCGUGAGCAGACUCAAGUGCAAAGAGUUCAAAUUGGCAAGCUGGAAAUAGAACUGGUGCGGGCAACAGGAAAACGACAUGGGAACGAAUUAAAGGAAAACAUUCAUCCUGCAUCAUAGUUGCAGCUUCGAAGCUUCUGUACAUAUAAUUAUGUAUUUUAGAGUUUGAUUGUUUUAGAUUUCAUUGACGAGGAAUGCCAUCACGUCUUCCUCUGAUUGCAUGCUUCAUGUUUUAUUGCUCUGGUCAAUAACCGUACCCCCUUUUAACCAUAUGUUCUUGUGUUUCGAUUGUAUCUUGUCAAUGUUUUCAUCUUAUGACAUGCAUAGUGCAUUGGAAGAAAAAUAAAAUAACUUCUCAUUGGCAAAUCA